Planococcus citri (citrus mealybug) is the source of this 3394-nucleotide messenger RNA. It is a transcript of the gene Cds, whose product is annotated as CDP-diacylglycerol synthase. Lineage: Eukaryota; Metazoa; Arthropoda; Insecta; Hemiptera; Pseudococcidae. Gene Ontology annotation, molecular function: phosphatidate cytidylyltransferase activity. Bases 392 to 1924 code for a protein of 510 amino acids. The record is from RefSeq and is a predicted model, not a curated record. Gene Ontology annotation, cellular component: endoplasmic reticulum membrane. The transcript is spliced from 12 exons.
UAUCUUUCUCAACUGUGUUGUGUUUAUGUUCAAUUUUUUGUUUCUGCUUGCCAUCGGUGGGUUGUAUUUGUCUCGCGUUGUGUUGCGAAUAAUUUUUACCUUUGCUGUGUAUUCAAAUUCUGUCUGAAGCCAUCUUAAAGCCUUUGGGUUUGAAUACUGAACUUCGCAUUGAGAGUAAUUUGUUAACCAGAGCGGUGCCUCUGGUCGAAUUUUUUUCCGCCAGUGUCGUAUGCAUUCCAUAAAGUACCAAGGAAAAGAAUUAUAUCAGAAAUCGACUUCGUAAAAUUGAUGAAUAUCUUAUCAGUUUUAUGUCAUAGAGCGCGAAUUUUGCAAGUUUCCUUCCAUAAAACUGCGUCGAGAAUUGCUGUAUUGAUUUUUUCAAGUUCGCAACAUGACUGAGGUUCGCAAACGUCGAAAUGGACAAGAGGAUGAAGCUGAUAAAUUGAUGGGCGACGGUUAUCAGGCAUCCAGUAUAUCUGUAAAACGUUCAAAAAAUAAUAAGAAGAUUUUUAAUAUUUAUCACAAUAAUAUACGUCGAUUCAAGAGUAGAAAUUUAUUAAAUUCUGUUAGGAAUGUUUCGUAUUUAAGCUCAAAAUCGCAAGCGCUAUGCUGCUUGUGUCGGGGAUACGUUGUUUGUCCCCAUCGAAAUGGUAAUGCGCGAGACGAUGUCGACUCGGAAGAAGAUAAGAAUAUCGAUUUAUCCAAUACCAUACCUUCGGGUACCAAUAAAAUGCCGCUUAUCCUCGAAUCAGUUUUGAAUGGUUUAUCUGAUCGAUGGAGGAAUUGGAUAAUUAGAUUUAUAUCGACCGUGUUACUAACGGUGGUGUUUUUAAUGAUCAUUUAUGGAGGACCUUUGGCACUGAUGAUAGCGACUUUGGCCGUACAAGUGAAAUGUUUCGAAGAAAUUAUCAACAUUGGCUAUACUGUUUAUCGAAUCCAUGGCCUACCCUGGUUUCGGUCUCUUUCGUGGUUCUUCCUGUUCACGUCCAAUUACUUUUUUUACGGCGAAAGCUUGAUCGAUUAUUUCAGUGUCCUGAUAAAUCGCACGGACUUCCUGCGAUUUUUAGUAAACUACCAUCGUUUCAUUUCAUUUUGUUUGUAUAUCAUCGGAUUCGUAUGGUUUGUUUUGUCACUGGUACAUAAAUAUUACAUGAAACAGUUCUCUUUGUUUGCCUGGACUCACGUCGCCCUUCUAAUUGUGGUUACCCAAAGUUAUUUGAUAAUACAAAACAUAUUCGAAGGUUUGAUAUGGUUUAUCGUUCCUGUUACUAUGAUAAUCAUUAAUGACAUAUGGGCUUACAUAUUCGGAUUCUUUUUCGGACGCACCCCUCUCAUCAAAGUUUCGCCGAAAAAAACGUGGGAAGGAUUUAUCGGGGGUGGCUUUGCUACCGUGUUUUUCGGAGUAUUGCUGUCGUAUUUCCUUUGCCAAUUUGAAUUUUUCAUUUGUCCGAUCGAAUUUAACGAAACUUUGGGUCGUACGACUAUGGAUUGCGAGCCAUCACCUUUAUUCCGGCCGCAAGAAUACGCUCUUCCGCAGUUUUUGUCGUCAAUUUUGCAAGUGCUAAGAUUGAAAAAGACCAUUACAGUACAGCCGUUUGUGUUACAUUCGUUUUCGAUGUCUUUAUUCAGUUCGGUAAUCGGACCGUUUGGCGGAUUUUUCGCUAGCGGAUUCAAACGUGCAUUUAAAAUCAAAGAUUUUGGAGACGUCAUUCCGGGCCAUGGUGGCAUCAUGGAUCGAUUCGAUUGCCAGUUUCUAAUGGCCACGUUUGUGAACGUUUAUAUUUCUAGUUUCAUUCGUUCGCCAUCUCCUCAAAAGCUCCUACAACAAGUAUUCGCGUUGAAACCGGAACAACAAUUGCAAUUGUUCUACGCUUUGAAGGAGUCAUUGGAAAAUCGAGGCAUAUUGAGUAUUCGUCAAGAUUAAUUUUUUGUUUUGGUUUUCAAUUGUUUUGCUUUUGAUUAGUUAUUACGUUUCGUUCUUGUAUUCUCUUUUUUAGGCGGCUAGUUUAAUUCCUGUCUUUUUCCACGUCUGUGUUGCUUUUAGUGCUCCCGAAAUAACGAGAAAAUAGAUAAAACUCUUUGAGAAUUCGUUAGAAAUUGAUUUGCGAAAUGCGAAUAGAAAUGGUGCGAAUUAAUUUCAUUAGAGGUGAAUUCAUUUUUUUUUUUCCAAAACAGGUUUUCUAAUAAACAUGUACUUACAUAUGCGCUGAAAAUCGUGAACCAUUUCAUCGGAUGUAAAUUUUUCAUUAAAAACCCACGAUUUUUUACAUAUCGAGUACGUUGUUUGCAUUAGGUUCUAGUACUGUUCGAAAUAAGUUCAAAAGCUUAUAAACUAUCGCUGCUACUUUUCAUUCAUAAUUGAUUCUCUCAAGUUUCCUUUCUGAGAUAUCAAAUUUUUGCUAUUUCCUAUUCAUUUUUUCGUUCCUUUUUAAAUGUAUAUUUUACGCAAAAUUUAAAUCAUUUCGUUCGAUAUGUAGGAUUUAGCAUUAAUGUUGAUCGUGUAAGUGUAUAAAAUUCUUCGUGUUGCUUGAAUUCGAAGUAACUCAGGAAUAUUUCGGUUACCUAUUUUGAAGGGGAAAAAACAUUGUUUUUGUUUUGUCGUUUUAAUAAUUCAACGAGCAUUCCAGUGCAACGCAUUUAUUCUAUCAGUCUUCGGUGUUUUCAUUCAAAAAACAUUAUUUAAUCGUCACUACUUUUGAAGUAGGUAGAGUACUUAACUGUGAAAAUAGGUGACAUUUAAGUUAGAAAUUCGUACAUUUAUUUCCAUUACUUAUUGGAUUUUUCAUUUAGAAAAUAUAUCAAGGUGUUUCAGAAUGAACUCUUCGAGAGUUCGUUUACAUUUUUGAGCAUGUAGCAAAUUUUAUUCCGUUUAGUUACUCUUUUUUUUUUUUUUUUUUUUUUUUUGAAUUACAUAGGUAUCUAUGCUUAGUUGGUUGAGUGCGCCUUAUACAUAUUUUGUUUUCCUCGUUUGUUUAUACCAUUCCACUUCGAAUAACUUAAUUUUAAAAAAUUAGCAAAUUUCUCUCGUGAUCGUCUUUUCUUGUAAGCUCCUGCAUGUGUCGGGUGUGAUUCGUGUCUCGAUCAAUUAAAAUGUUGUAGGAUUCAUUGAAAUUAUCUUCGUAAACUAGUCAUUUAUGUUUCUGUUAAGUUAAAGUUUGUUUAAUUAGUUAUAAGAAUUUUUUGUUUUUCAGAGGGAGGGGCGUUUUGGGAUGUCUGUGAUUACAAUCAGCUCUGAUUGCGAGUGAUGAGUAGUUAGGAAGGAGUCGUUUUUACUUUUUACUAAAACGUCAUAUCUAACCGAAUUCUGAAAGAAUAGUCAUUUUAUGGUUAAAAUUAAUUAUACCUAUGACUUUAAAUGUUGUACUAAAGAAAAUUAAUAAAUGUUUGAGGUUGA